AUGAACUAUAACUUCAAGUCAAUUCCUAGCGUGCCUAGCGCUAAAGACCUGAUUGAUACAGUUCUCUCCAAAACUCAACGAAAAACACCAACUGAAAUACAUCCACAGGUUCAAAUCGCCCGAAUUCGAAAAUUUUACAUGAGAAAAGUCAAAUUCACACAAUCCACCAUAGAAGAAAAGCUUGGAGAAAUCCUUGAAAAAUUCCCUAAGCUUGAUGAUAUUCAUCCCUUCUACGCUGAUCUAAUUAAUGUGCUUUACGAUAAAGACCACUAUAAAUUAGCCCUGGGACACAUUAACAAAGCUAAAUCUUUAGUCGAAAGUGUGGCUAAAGACUAUGUACGUAUGCUUAAAUAUGCUGACAGUUUAUAUCGUGGCAAGACACUCAAAAAAGCAGCCCUAGGUCGUAUGUGUACGAUCUUAAAGAAGCUUAGCAACUCCCUGAACUAUUUGGACGAGGUCAGAAAGCAUUUGGCAAGGCUGCCGUCUAUAGACCCACACACAAGAAGUAUUAUCAUAACAGGAUAUCCCAAUGUAGGAAAAUCCUCAUUUAUGAACAAUGUGACCCGUGCAAACGCUGAAGUCCAGCCAUAUGCAUUUACAACUAAAAGCUUAUUUGUUGGGCAUACAGAUUAUGAUUUUAUCCCAUGGCAAGUUAUUGAUACUCCUGGACUUCUUGACAGGCCAAUAGAAGAGAGGAACAUUGUAGAAAUGCAAGCGAUCACAGCUCUGGCACAUAUUAAUGCGUGCAUACUUUUCUUUAUUGAUAUUUCGGAAAAGUGUGGAUAUACAGUGCCUCAACAGAUUCAGCUAUUUGAAAGUGUUCAGCCGUUGUUUACAAAUAAACCUCUUGGGAUCAUUAUUACAAAAACUGAUCUAAAAAGAUGGGAAGACUUAAACCCAGAAUACCAACAAAAAAUCCAAGAAAUUGUCCAAAAGCACAACGCCUUUAUGUCAUUCAUUUAGAUAUCAGGAAAAAUGGCUGGUGGAGGGUGUACUUAUCUUUAUAGGGAAUGAGUUUUAUUGCGAAGAGAUUCCUGAGGGUUGUGCUAGCUUUGAGGUGAAAAGCCCAGCACUAUUUAUGCUGAUUAUUGGUCUGGUUCGGGGCUGCAGAUUUUUGCAUUUUUUGCCAACAGCACCUAGGCCCAGGUUGGGUGCUCGAUAGAAGUAUGGCUACUUACCUGCUUAGACUGAGGGGUCUGCCUUGGCAAAAUCCUUAUAUGGGCAUAUGGAUAGGGAAAUCUUCCCCAGAAAAACAGAAUUUUGGUCUGAUCAUGCUAAGGUAGAAGCCGUCUACAUACCUCUGAACCCUGCAUGACAGCAGCCCUAUUAGACGUUGCCUUUAAGAAUGAUGCUACGAGAAUUAGGGACUAUAAAUACCCAAGCAUCUAACUUAGUCUAGCUUAUGUCUUUCAUUUCUAAUGAAAACAAAGAAGGAGUGAUGGAAUGCAGAAACCAAGCCUGCGAGCAUCUCAAAUCAUUCAGAGAAAACGUGAAAACCAAAAAAGUUACCACCUAUGGCCGCAGCAUGCCUUAUGUCAGUGUUCCCAGAGCUUUAAAUCCAUCAAGGCCUCCUCAUAUCCCAGAUUCCGUCAUUGUUGAAGCCCAAACUGGUAUCAAAGCUAGAGAAGGCCCAACUCCUAAAGAAAUGCAAGAACUUCAAGGCGGCGCAGGAGUCUUCGCUAUUCCUCCUCAAGCUCACUUCGUAGAACUUCAAGAUGAUGACUGGAAAUGGGACGUUAUGCCAGAGGUCAUGGACGGCAAAAACAUUUUAGAUUUCGUUGAUCCUGAUAUUUUAGCUAAGCUAGAAGAGCUUGAAAAAGAAGAAGAAAUCCAAGAAGACGCCCAUGUUCCUUUAGACUAUGAUGAGUAUAGAGACAUUUAUAUCAUUUUAUAAUAAAUAAUUCUAUUUUAUAGUAAAAAUAUUUAUUUAUAAGAAAAUUGGUUACAAAGUUAAAAGAAAAAUCCAUUUGAGGAGAAAAAGAAUCCAGCAAGAAAGCAUGAUGGCUAAAGGCACAUUUAAGCCAAAAAGAAAGAAUUUAAGUGAGGUAGAAGAAGGGUUCAAGGAGCUUGGAAUUGAUCCAAGUGGAUUAAAAGAUGUAGUAGGGGUGAAAAGGAGAAGAAAGCCUUCACCAGAAAUAGCGACAAAUGUAGAAGACUUUAUGGACGUCGAAGAAGGUGACGGCGGAGAAGUGAUAAAGAAAAAGCUGAAAUUGAAAAAUAAAGCUUUGGUCAAGGCGAGAAAACCUGGUGCAAUUCAACCUAACCCAAGCAGAAAAGAGCUGAAAAUCAUUGGAGAUGAGGCUACCAAAGCGUUUUAUGACCAAAAACCUCAACAUAUCAAACAUUUGUCAGUUGGGAAGAGAGGUAUUGGAAAAACUGAUAGAAGAUAA
Molecule: messenger RNA, 2390 nt
Organism: Blepharisma stoltei
Lineage: Eukaryota; Ciliophora; Heterotrichea; Heterotrichida; Blepharismidae
Source: the annotation of a GenBank genome assembly